UAUAUGAAAAUGGGGUUUUGACAUUGCUUGGCGACUCGACCCCGUGCAUUAAACCCCAUUUUCUUCUACCAUUGCCAGAUGCCACCUCCAAUUUUUCUGCUUCUCAAUGAUCUCCAGGUUCUAACUUCACAGAAACAGGGAAAACUUUGCAGUUCUUGAUCAGCUAGCUUCUCACCACAAGCUCGCAGAAACUCAGUGAAUUGGCCUGUGCGUGGAAGAUGGUGGCCUUCGGGAAGAAGUUGAAAGAAUCACAAAUUCAAGAAUGGCAAGGGUAUUAUAUUAACUAUAAGUUCUUGAAGAAAAAAGUCAACCGAUACGCUCAACAACUGGAGGUUGGAGCCCAAGAUCACCGCUAUGUUCUCAAGGACUUCUCAAGAAUGCUAGACAGCCAGAUUGAAAAGAUUGUAUUGUUUCUGCUGGAACAACAAGGGCAACUAGCGAGCAGAUUAUCUGAUCUUAGAGAACAGCAUGACGAAAUUUUGCAGCAGACAGAUGGAGCAAAAAUAUCAGAGUUACAAGAAGCAUACAGAAGAGUAGGACAUGAUCUUUUAAGGCUUCUCUUUUUUGUUGAGAUGAAUGCUACUGGCUUGCGAAAGAUUUUGAAGAAGUUUGAUAAGCGCUUUGGCUACAGAUUCACCAAUUACUAUGUCAAAACCCGAGCAAAUCAUCCUUAUUCUCAGCUGCGACAAGUGUUUAAACAUGUGGGUAUUGGGGCUGUUGUUGGGGCCAUAUCUCGCAAUCUCGCAGACCUGCAAGACCAUCAAGGGAACUACGUAUCAAUAUAUGAUCAGCCUGCUUUAUCCCAUCCGGAUCCCGUGGUUCAUUCUAUAAAAGCAGCAGUAAACAGAUUAUCAAAUUCAACAAACUUUCUCGAGUUUUUGGGGAAGCAUGCAUUUAUUAUGCAAGAUGAUUUACCAACUCCAUCUGAAGAAGAUGUUGCGGAGGAGAGAUAUCAUUUCAUGUCACUUCUCUUGAAUUUGGUAAACACGUUUCUAUAUAUGGUCAACACAUAUAUCAUUGUCCCAACAGCAGAUGACUACUCCCUUAGCCUUGGAGCUGCAGCAACUGUUUGUGGUGUUGUGAUCGGGUCAAUGGCUGUUGCACAAGUGUUCUCUUCAGUUUAUUUUAGUGCAUGGUCGAAUAGAUCAUACUUGAGGCCACUUAUUUUUAGCAGCGUUGUGCUUCUCAUUGGAAACACCUUGUAUGCUCUGGCUUAUGAUCUUAAUUCAAUAGCAGUUCUUCUGGUUGGUCGACUAUUUUGUGGGUUAGGUUCUGCAAGAGCUGUAAACAGGCGUUAUAUCAGUGAUUGUGUGCCACAUAAACUGCGGAUGCAGGCAUCUGCAGGUUUUGUUAGUGCAAGUGCUCUUGGAAUGGCAUGUGGUCCAGCUCUCGCCUGCUUGUUUCAAACUGAUUUUAAGGUUUACAAACUCACAUUUAAUGAGGACACUUUACCCGGUUGGGUUAUGGCUCUUUCCUGGCUUUUCUAUUUACUGUGGCUGUGGAUUUGCUUUAGAGAGCCUCCUCAGAAGAUCAAGGAGAAUAUCUUGCCACAGGAAGCUCAUUCUGGAUCAUCAGUGAAUUACGCUGUAGAGAAUGGUUACACGCAGCCACUGCUUUUGAACAUGGAAGCCAAGCAACAAGGUCAAAAUGAAGACGAAGAAUAUGAUGAUGGCGAGGAAGAUUCUUGUGAGAAAGCUCCCAAACCUGUCACUUCAAUUGUCUCGGCAUACCGGUUACUCACACCAUCUGUAAAGGUUCAACUAUUUGUUUAUUUUAUGCUUAAAUAUGCAAUGGAGAUAUUGCUUGCUGAAGCAAGUGUCAUCACUGCAUAUUACUUUAUAUGGUCAACCAGCAGUGUGGCGAUCUUUCUUGCAUGUCUUGGGCUAACAGUACUUCCAGUAAACAUUGUUGUUGGAACCUACAUCAGCAACAUGUUUGAAGAAAGGCAAGUUCUGCUUGCAUCUGAAAUCAUGGUUUUGAUUGGCAUACUCCUAAGCUUCCAUAUCGGCAUCCCUUACUCUGUGCCUCAGUAUGUCGGCUCUGCACUAAUCACUUUUGUAUCUGCUGAAGUCCUUGAAGGUGUGAACUUGUCGCUCCUCUCCCGGGUCAUGUCAUCAAGGCUUUCUCGUGGAACUUACAAUGGAGGGCUGCUUUCAACAGAAGCCGGAACCCUUGCCCGAGUAAUUGCAGAUGGUACAAUAACACUAUCUGGCUACUUGGGCGUGAGUAGGCUCUUGAACACUACCUUAGUUCCUUCACUAUUCAUCUGUAUCUCCUCUAUUAUUGCCACCUGCUUCACCUACAACUCUCUUUACUAACACCCUCUUGUAAGCAAAAAUUUUGUGAAGUAGCAGUUCCACAGAUAAACUCAUGCUCUAAUCAAUUACCAAGUAUAAUUAGAUACAAUUUCUCGAGCUU
Molecule: messenger RNA, 2418 nt
Organism: Theobroma cacao (cacao)
Lineage: Eukaryota; Viridiplantae; Streptophyta; Magnoliopsida; Malvales; Malvaceae
Source: RefSeq, a predicted model, not a curated record